CUUGAGAAGGAUUGACCAAUAUGCGAUUCCAAUAGGUGUAUAAAAAGAUACCCCAAUUGCCGAAGUUUAGUGGAAGAGCAGAACGAUGACAAGUUGGAAAAAGUUACUCGUUGUGUUAGUUUUAGGCGUAGUGGCGGUGGUUUGUGAAGAAACGGCAGCCGAAGAACUUCCCAAAGAUGUGGACGAGGGUCGGGGAAGAAAGCGGAUGUUUAAGUUUCUGUUCAAACUUUUAACACCCAUGGUCUCAUCGCUUUCCUACAUCCUGCUGAUUAAGGCCAAGGUUGUCGUGGUGGGUCUUUUUUUAGUUGGAAUCUACUUCUUUGGGCACAAACUUUGGCCCGGUGGUUUCUGUGGGCAUUCGAUCGUUUCUGAUGUGCCACCGCCGUACCUUGAUGGAUACAGUGGCAUCAGCGGAUUAAGCGGUAUCAGUGGGUACCAUUCCAGUGGUCCAGAAAUUUUGUCCAGUUAUCCCGGACCGGAACCGUGGUCUGUCCCCGGCUCGUACGGUCCACCAACGGGAUCCUCUCCGCCGUCGUUGCCUCCUUCAAUCGGUGAUGGCGUCAAGUAUGGAUCUCGGCGAGGAAGACGUGAUUUGAUGAACCCCGAGGACGAAGAGCUGCUGGAUAAUGAAAUGUACUGGACAGAUCAGAUAACCGACAUGGCAUUCCGAUUCCUAGGAGUAUCUGCAAGGGAAUGCAGAAAGCGAUUCGUUUGCGAAUUUGACUUCCACGCACGCAGAAAUCCACUCUUACUGUUCGCAACCAGGGCGAUGGGUCGCGACAUUUUCCACAACUACCGGGACGCGAAUGAUGAACGAGCGCGUUACUAUCAGGACUGUGGUAGGAUCUAUGCGAACUGUUCGGUGCCAAAGCGAUCUCCACCGCGUCAAACUCGUCGUAAGGGACAUCUUCCGACUACAACUACGGAAGAACCGGAACCGGAAGAGAGUUCCUCCGCCUCCAUCGAGCAAGAAGAUGAAGCAGGAAAUGAAAUAGCAGGGGAAGAAAAUUCCCGGAAAAGUCUGCAAAGCGAGUGGCAACCGCUUACGUCGGAACCGAUGGGGAAACUGAUAUUGCGGCGCACUCAGCGAGAUCAGCCGAGCAGUGUAAGUGAAAACCAGUGAAAAGUUAGUGAUGCGUGAGUAGAUGAAGAAUGCGUGCUGCGUGUACAUAAUUGCCUAAAUUAUUUUAUUUAUUGAAUUGUUCGUAUGCUUUG
Messenger RNA from Topomyia yanbarensis, 1215 nucleotides. RefSeq lists its product as uncharacterized. Lineage: Eukaryota; Metazoa; Arthropoda; Insecta; Diptera; Culicidae. The record is from RefSeq and is a predicted model, not a curated record. The transcript has 5 exons. Bases 86 to 1123 code for a protein of 345 amino acids.